GUUAUGCUUCAUGUUUGUCACCGAAGCCUUCAGCAGCUAACAGAAAAUGUUACUCUUUCUUGGUCAGAACUUUUUAAUUGCAAUAUUGCAGAAAUAGAAAAUAAGCUUAAUGACUUGCUCAGCCCAUCUCGUGAGAACUUAGAGAAUGAGAUUGUAGAUGAGGAGAAACAGCAGGAAAUCUAUGAUCAUGAAGAAGAGAUACGAUUUGAUUGGAUGUUCUUAUCAGAAAUGGGCCAAAAUGUAAUAUUUGAUAAUUCUUCUGACUUAGGCUUAUGUAAUAUUGAUCGAAAUUUCAACUGGACUGAUGAUGUUAGACAACAUUAUCCAGAUUUUAACCUUGAUAAUACCACUACUUUCAUACAAUAA
This is a messenger RNA of Racocetra persica, 366 nucleotides long. The record is from the annotation of a GenBank genome assembly. Lineage: Eukaryota; Fungi; Glomeromycota; Glomeromycetes; Diversisporales; Gigasporaceae.